AUGUCGAGAUAUACCCCAACACCGUCCAUAGCUACGCCAAGCGUAAGUGAUGUGACUCUCACCGACGAUUGGCAAGAUGUCGAUGGUGCUCGAGAUCUCCCGCUACGACAAAAUGGCUCAGAUCCAGCAGACCGCAUCAGUGUCAAACUAUAUCCUCUUCGUUCUGAUGACGCCCUCAUUGUCUCCGUGACACCUCCUCAACUCCCAUCCAAUGGCCUUACCCGGACUCAUUGUGAUAUCGUUCUGGUAAUCGACGUGUCAGGGAGUAUGAGCUCCGCAGCCCCGCUACCAGACGUGGAAAACAAAAAUGAGAGAGAGGCUGGAGGACUCAGUAUCCUUGACCUCACCAAGCACGCUGCAAGAACCGUUCUCGAGACAAUGAAAGAUGGAGACAGGCUCGGAAUCGUGACUUUCUCCAAUGAUGCAACGAUCGUCCAAGAAUUGACGGCCAUGGCUGAAGAGGCAAAGAAAGAAACAUGGGCCAGGAUUGAUAGCCUUCACGAUCAAGGCUGCACCAACCUGUGGUCUGGAAUCAAAGCUGGCCUACAGCUCUUCCAGAAUGCAAAGCCCAACGGCAACGUUCAAGGGCUUUACGUUCUCACGGAUGGACAACCAAACCAUAUGUGUCCUCAGAAAGGCUAUGCCAACUCUCUUCGACCCAUGCUUGAGAAGAUGGCAAAGGAGACGGAAGGUUCCUGCGUGCCUACCAUCCAUACCUUUGGCUUUGGCUACACCAUCCGCUCGGACCUAAUGUCUUCGAUCGCAGAAGUUGGCAACGGAAGUUAUGCAUUUAUUCCAGAUGCUGGCAUGAUCGGAACAGUUUUUGUGCAUGCUGUUGCUAACCUGUUCACCACUUUCGCACAUUCCGCCACUGUGGAGCUGAAGACGCUCAACCACAAAUUCUUUCAACAUCAGGCCAUGAGUGUACCAGCCGGGCUUGCCACCGAGAAGAACGAGAAAAACAAACUUAUCCUACAAUUGGGAAAUAUUCAAUAUGGUCAAUCCCGAGACAUCUGGAUUCAAUGUCCAAAAAUCACCCAAAACGCCGUCGUCAGCGCUGUGCUCAAUUUUAAGUGUCCAGGCGGAGCGUCUCAGGGCUUUCAGGCUCAAGCCCAUUUUUCGGAAGAGAUCGAUCUGCCCCAAGAGAAGAUCGAAUACCAGAGAUAUCGCUCUGGAAUUUGUACGUUCCUAUCCUCGCUCUUCCCACUCAAGGAUAAUGGUGAGCAUAGCACAAUAAGCGGAGAAGGCAAAGCGUUCCAACAAGCUCAAAAAAACCUCGAUGCCCUGGUUGCUCGUAUUAAAGCCUGUCCUGUCCAAGGAGACGGAGUCAAGUCCCUAAUUGCCGACCUUGUUGGCGAUGAGCCUGCGGGUCAGAUUUCAAAGGCCAUGAUAUCGAAUCAGAAGGAACAGUUUUGGAUACGAUGGGGCCGUCAUUACCUACCCAGCUUGCUCCACGCCCACCAACGGCAGAUGUGCAAUACUUUCAAGGACCCCGGCCCGUUACUCUACGGGAAGGACAGCCCACUCUUCAUUCAAUGCAGAGACGAGCUUGAUGCUGCGUUUGAUAGCCUUCCGGCACCAAAACCCAGUCUACCCCCACCAAUGGUCACCUCCAUCGAUAGCCACGGCAAUGUGGUACGAAAGCAGGGCAAGCAUAAGAUGGUCCAUAUGAGCAGAUACAAUUCGUCCAGCAAUCCUUGUUUCGAGGGAAAUUGCAAAGUCACUUUGGCCGAUCGAUCUGAGAUUCCAGUCAAAACGCUGAGGCCUGGCAUGCAAGUCUGGACGCCCAUGGGUGGACGGCAGGUGGUUGCGGUUCUCAAGACCAACAUUCGCAGGAAUAGUCAGAAGCUGUGCCAGGUUGGCGACCUGUUAGUUACACCCUGGCAUCCGUUCAAACACCAGGGCCAAUGGGUAUUCCCAGCGCAAGUGGCAGACCGCACAGUUGGGUUCCGGGGCAGUGUAUACUCGGUGCUCCUGACACCUUCGAGACAACCGGAUGCCCACGCGAUCGAGGUGAGUGGACAAGUGUGUGUAACCUUGGGUCAUGGUAUAAUGAAGUCUCCCAACGACGCCAGAGCCCAUGGUUUCUUUGGAAACUAUCGCCGGGUGGCCAUAAGUUUGUCUCGACUAAACGCAGACAGGAAUGGUCACCUGCGAUGUGUUGGGCUUCAGAGGGAUGACAGGACCGGCCUUGCUUGUGGAUUUGUUCGCCCUGCAAUCCACAGGGCCUUGUCGUCGAAGGCAUUGAACAUUGGACAGACAGAAAUGAGAGUUGCAUGCUCAGCGUGA
Messenger RNA from Exophiala aquamarina CBS 119918, 2289 nucleotides. RefSeq lists its product as uncharacterized. NCBI's taxonomy places the organism in Eukaryota, Fungi, Ascomycota, Eurotiomycetes, Chaetothyriales, Herpotrichiellaceae. The record is from RefSeq and is a predicted model, not a curated record. The transcript has 2 exons. The coding region runs from base 1 to 2289 and encodes 762 amino acids.